Messenger RNA from Penicillium subrubescens, 950 nucleotides. Its product is annotated as inositol monophosphatase family protein. Gene Ontology annotation, molecular function: inositol monophosphate 1-phosphatase activity. The transcript has 3 exons. NCBI's taxonomy places the organism in Eukaryota, Fungi, Ascomycota, Eurotiomycetes, Eurotiales, Aspergillaceae. Gene Ontology annotation, biological process: phosphatidylinositol phosphate biosynthetic process; inositol metabolic process; signal transduction. Bases 69 to 950 code for a protein of 293 amino acids. The record is from RefSeq and is a predicted model, not a curated record.
ACUUCCGCGGGGCUUUUGAUCUUCUCCUCCUUUUCGACUUCUCAAUCAUUUAACACCAAUCAUCCACAAUGGCCACACCCGAUUUGAAAGAAAUCCAUGACUUCUUAGUCUCACUGGCCUUCAAGGCUGGCGAUAUUAUUACCAAUGCCAUCCUAGACAACAACAACAGCGAAACUGGCUCCAAAAAGAACAGUGCCGACUUGGUCACCGAGUAUGACCGCGCUGUCGAGAACAUGAUCUCGACUUCAUUGAAGGCCAAAUACCCCGAUUACGAAUUCCACGGCGAAGAAACCUACGACCCCACCCGCCCCCUAACAGAAGCCCCAACCUUCAUCGUCGACCCAAUCGACGGCACAAUCAACUUCGUCCACAGCUUCCCCUACGCCUGCGUAUCCCUCGGCUUCGCCAUCAACCGCAUCCCCACCGUCGGCAUCGUCUACAACCCCUCCACAAAAACCCUCUACUCAGCAAUCAAGGGCCAAGGCGCGUUCCGCAAUCAGGAGACCCGUCUACCCCUGAAAGGCGACCAUGUCGAGCCCCUGUCUGGUCUACCUAAUGCACUUGUGAGCAUCGAAUGGGGUUCUGACCGGAGCGGGCCGAAUUGGGAGACCAAGGUGCGCACGUUUGAGAAGCUGGGGCAGUCGAAGGAGGAUGGGGGUGCGAUGGUGCGCUCGUUCCGGAGUUUGGGGUCUGCGGCACUGAACUUAUGUUCUGUUGCGGAAGGGACGAUGGAUUUGUAUUGGGAGGGUGGGUGUUGGGAGUGGGAUGUGUGUGCUGCUUGGGUGAUUUUGACUGAGGCCGGAGGUAUUAUCGUGGAUGGUAACCCUGGAGGUUGGGAGGCUUCUGUGGAUGGGCGGAGAUAUCUGGCUAUUCGGGGUGCGCCGGAGGCUGGUCAGAAGGAGAUGGUGGAGGAGUUCUGGAGUUAUAUCCAGGGUAGAUUGGAGUAUUAG